AUUACUGACACUGACGUAAAAGAUGCAAUAUUCAAAUCUGCACCUCAUGAAGCUCCCGGACCUAAUGGCAUUCACUGUCUUUGUCUGAGGCAAGUGUAUUAUGCAAUUCCUACUCCUCUGGUUAAGUUGUUUCAAGCUGUACUGAAGACAGAUUAUCAUCCACAAUGUUGGAGAGAGGCAACUAGAGCUAUAAUCAGAAAACCUAAUAAAGCAGACUACACUGCCCCCGAAGCU
This is a messenger RNA of Tuber aestivum (summer truffle), 234 nucleotides long. NCBI's taxonomy places the organism in Eukaryota, Fungi, Ascomycota, Pezizomycetes, Pezizales, Tuberaceae. The record is from the annotation of a GenBank genome assembly.